UGCAUUUAAGGAGGAGGAAAAGAGAUAAGAAGAAGGCAGGGAGGUGAACCAGAAUAAUGUCCGGUUGGCAUUUAAAGGUAACAACUGACCCUUUACAGUUACAACGGUUAACUCUUAACUAAGUUAAAUUGUUACGUUAGUUAAUUCCUUAGUUUCAGUGGCCUCAUUAACAUUUAGUUAAAGAGUUUAGUUGCGAAGAAUUAUUAGAUUUAUUGUUUAAUUAUUGCCUUAGGCUGGGGGGUGUAACAAUCUGUUUUUUUUUUCACUAAAGCGUGCGACAAAGAAAGCAUUCCAGCAUAUGCUACGCUAAUGUUCAGAAAAUACUACAGCAAGCCAGCAGCCCUUACGAAUCCAUAUUCUUAGGGGCAGUAGUUUACUCUUAAGCCCUAUUGAACCGUGCGUUGAGUGUACGAUAAAUAUACCACGCUGUUUCACAGUACAUUAUACAUCUAAAUCUAAAGAUAACAUGCCACUAACAAAAGAAUUCUAUGUGACGCUAUUCUUUUUUUCUUUUUUUAUAAUAUGCUUGCAUUAUGCCCGAUCACACCUCCGGCUUCGUAACAUGGUUUUUAUUUCUAAAUUUUCCUUCUGGCUGGCUUUUAUGGUGUUUGUGUGUCCAUAACUCCAGAAUGCCAUUUCUUUUUGGCAAGUCUGAACAUUCGCAGGAACACCAUGGGCAACUUUGAAAAGAGCAUUCCAUCGUCUCUGAUGGAAUCGACACUGAUUGUAUGUUUUGUUCUGUGUGAAUGGCCUGUGAGAAGUGCGCGAAAUGCAAAAAAAAAAAAGCCGGCACAGCCCACGAUGAGUGUUCAAGAAAAAAAGAGUAUGAUUGCGUGUACGUUACCAGUACGACUGUGUGCACGAGCGGAAGAUUUAGUGUUACGGAAACAGUCUGCUUUACGGAAAAUAUCCUCCGGCUGCAAGCAAACAUUCCUCUUCUCUUUCACGCCAAAGAACAAAUACCGCCAGUCAUGUUUGCACUCUGUGCGCGCUUGGGGCGCUUCUGUGCACACACAGAGAGCGACCCGACUCGGUUCCUUCGGCGGGGAUAUGGUGGCUCACGUACCUUCAUCUUCUUGCGCAGCACGCGACAACGGGAAACAAUAAAUCGUGCCGCAGCACCAUCGGCUGCAAUGUCCAACGUAAUGUUCAAGUUUAGUUUGUUUUUCUCGUCUCAAACCAUUCCUGACACCUAAACGGCCGCGUGACAUUAGGCCGAGAUUUAGCGCUGAAAGAGUUAAGGCGAAGAAAAGUAAACUGCGCAAGCCCGGCGAGAGAGCAAGCGUCGUCGUCGUCGUCGUGCCGUCAACGCGUAUCGACGCCUCAGAUGGGCCUCUAUGCCCGUGUGUUGACCGUCACGCCGUCUUGCUCCAUUAUCCAUUCUUCUCGUACCCUGCCGAGCAAGUUAUGGCUGCCAAAAGCGGAACCGAGAAAGACAAACGAACCGAGACAGACAGAACCAUUCGUCACCGUAUGGCCCUGUGUCGUGUGGUAUGCGUGAGCCGAAAGCAGUCUGCACGUUUAUGUAGUAUUGUAGUCCUAGGGCUCAUUUCCCUAUUCGGCUUCUUGGCGCGGCGCUACGGUGGCGAUGAAGGCAGUGUGCUCCGGUGCGCCUCAUCUUACCCGUGAGCCCGGGAAGCAGCCUGGGCAGCCGUUCUUUGGGAGCUAUGUUGAAUACGACAGCGUCGGUUCGAACCUAUUCUCUUUGGAUCUGGAUGUCGUGUAGAGCCGUAGCGGCCCUGCUCGUCGCUUGCGGUGCAGCCAAGUUAAUUUUAUGGUGCUGGUACCAGUAUCGGCUGCUCAGGGCGCUCGAAGAGAUUCCUGGGCCAGGAGGCCGUUGGCCUCUGCUCUUCACGCCGCGUUACUUCUUGCACUCCCUGUCUACAAAUCCUAGGCGAGCCGGGAGCACAGUGGAGUUUUUCCAAUGGAUUCGGGGUUUGAGUGAAGUCCACCGGCCGAAAGGAUUCUUCAAGAUAUAUGCAGGGCUUAACCCAAUAGUGUUCCUUUGCACGGCGGAGACAGCAGAGCCACUGCUUUCAAGUACAUCCAACCUCAAGAAGUCCGUUAUCUACGACAAUAUGCACCCGUGGCUAGGUUCGGGAGGCCUGCUGACCAGCUAUGGAGCCCGCUGGCGGCAGCACCGGAAGCUCCUCACGCCGGCGUUUCACUUUCGGGUGCUGGACAAUUUCCUGCCCAUUAUUAACGACCAAGGCGACCGGCUUGUUCAGGAACUAAGCCAGCUGGCGAACGAGACCUACGUCAACCUGUUCCCUACGCUCUCAAGGUGCGCCCUGGCCACAAUCUGCGAAACAGCCAUGGGGCUCAAGGUUCACUCCCAGGAAAGUACUAGUGCAGUCUCCGAGUACGAAAGAGAUCUUGAAACCGCCAUCAAGCUUUUCAUGAAGAGAGUAUUGCAGCCGUGGACUUGGAUCGACGCGGUGUACUGGGCAACAGCGAGAGGCGUCCUGUUCGGCAAAGUUGUCAAGAGGCUACACUGCUUCACAACCAAGGUGAUCGUUGAGCGUCAGAAAGCCGAGGCAACCAGGCGCUCAGCGGCGAGGGCCGAGGCGGAGGAGGAUUUCCUUGAUACCGGUGGUUCUCGUGGCAAGGCGCCGACGGUGCCGCCAGCUCCUGGUACCGAGGGUACAGUCAUCGGAACUGGUGCCGAGCGACCAGCAUUCCUGGACCUGCUGUCGCACUACUACCGCAAGGGCAUCUUUAGCGUCGAAGAUAUGAGGCAGGAGGUGGACACCUUCAUGUUCGCGGGUCACGACACAUCGGCUCAGACGCUUACGUGGACUCUCUUCGCGCUUGCCAUCAACCCUGGAGUUCAGCGAAGGGUGCACGACGAAUUAGACCGAGUCUUCGGAAAGCGGGCAGCGAGCAACAUCACGAAAAGCCACGUUGCCAAACUGACUUAUCUCGACCGUGUCUUGAAGGAAACGAUGCGUAUUUUCACUAUUGUCCCUUGGGUCGGAAGAUCGUUGACUGAGCCGCUAAAGAUUGGGAACUGCACCAUUCCCGAGGGGUGCACAUGUUACGUGUUCACUUACGGCAUCCAUCGUGACCCUACUCACUACACUGACCCUGAGGUGUUCGACCCGGACCGCUUCCUGCCUGAAAAGUGCAGCCGCAACCAUCCUUUCGCCUUCGUGCCCUUCUCGGCAGGUCCUCGAAACUGCAUAGGCCAGAAGUUCGCCAUGUUGGAGCUGAAAGUGCUGUUGGCGAAGGUGCUCACCAACUUCAGCGUGUCCAGCUGCAACCACCGAGACGACCUGCUGUUCGAUGCCGACAUCCUGCUGCGAACCAAAAGGCCAAUCAGGAUACGGCUGCAGCCACGGCAUGACACUGGCUGUAAAUAAAAACUCCUGUUUCAAAAAUAA
Molecule: messenger RNA, 3383 nt
Organism: Dermacentor andersoni
Lineage: Eukaryota; Metazoa; Arthropoda; Arachnida; Ixodida; Ixodidae
Product: cytochrome P450 4V2-like
Molecular function (GO): monooxygenase activity; iron ion binding; oxidoreductase activity, acting on paired donors, with incorporation or reduction of molecular oxygen
Source: RefSeq, a predicted model, not a curated record